Messenger RNA from Didymella exigua CBS 183.55, 1006 nucleotides. RefSeq lists its product as uncharacterized. The record is from RefSeq and is a predicted model, not a curated record. Lineage: Eukaryota; Fungi; Ascomycota; Dothideomycetes; Pleosporales; Didymellaceae. The coding region runs from base 233 to 808 and encodes 191 amino acids. The transcript has a single exon.
GUUGACAACUGUGAUUUGACCGGCUUAGCGGACAUAGGUGCUGAUGAGAGAUUUUCUUGAAGCAUUGCGCUACUACAUUCAGGCACCGGGUCACAAUGCAUGCGGUGCGUUGCAUCACAACACCCAUAUUUUUCGCAGCGUUGAUCUAAACUUAGUCGUGGACCCAAUAUUGCCGUGUGCUGCAGUACCGGUAUCGUGUUCCAUGGUUCUUCGGAGGAGACAAAAUUAGAAUAUGGUAGCUGCGCGCGUGCAUAGCUUCAAGCCUCAAGUAGUCUAUCGUCCCUUUACGCGCCGGAGGUCUCAAACGCGGGGAUCGCAAAGGUCGAUGGAUGUUGAGGAAGCGAUUCACGCCGGUCACGAUGCGUGUGCGGAUGCUGUCGAGCGUGUUGCUAUUGCCUGCGCACGCCCAGACAAAGCGCUCACUAGCGCGGCUUAUGUCACCAUGCGCUGUAUUGGGCCGCCCUGUUCUUAUUCCCAACAUCACAUAUCAACGCACCCAAAUAUCCCUGAACCGUGUAAGCGACAAUCUCCAAAGACCAAGAGUUGCACUGGAAAAGUUCGAUUAGCUCCUACAGGCUCUACGCUGCAUGGUAUAUGGUGUGGAUUGUACCAUCCCCAGACAGGCUCCCGGUGGGAUUUGCGGCUCUUUAAAGGAAGCUACGCACGAAGCUGCCGAUUGGUAACAAGAGAUCCGAAAAGAACAGAAGUCAGCAGCCAUGCGCGUUGUCAUGGCUCCCCCAACGCCGGUACUGUGGUGACAGGCAAAUACGCUCGAGCAGAAAUUCGUUACGACAUGUCCGUCCGCUGAGCCUCGGCGAGUAUCACCGUUGCUCGAAAGCUCCAGGAAUGUAUAUUAGAUGCGGCUCCAGAGAGUCAGGCCAGCUGCUCUGUGGUCCAUUCCCGGACUACAGAUCCGAUGGCGACCAAGGAGCGAUUCAAUGACUGCGUCGUAUCCUCUGGGUGAUGGGAAUGGGCGCGUUGACGAAGACAUCGUGCUCGCCGGAUA